Messenger RNA from Helobdella robusta, 1242 nucleotides. RefSeq lists its product as hypothetical. Bases 1 to 1242 code for a protein of 413 amino acids. Gene Ontology annotation, biological process: molybdate ion transport. The transcript is spliced from 13 exons. Lineage: Eukaryota; Metazoa; Annelida; Clitellata; Rhynchobdellida; Glossiphoniidae. Gene Ontology annotation, cellular component: membrane. Gene Ontology annotation, molecular function: molybdate ion transmembrane transporter activity. The record is from RefSeq and is a predicted model, not a curated record.
AUGACAAUAUUUGUUGUAGGUUUCUGGAUCGUUACGUUUUUAUGUACUUUAAUAUUUUUGCUAACUAAAAACUCAUUCAGCAGCAAUCAUGAUAAGAAUUUCAGCAGGUUUCAACACAUCUACCUGUUGGUAUAUUUGUUUGCCACAGGUAAUGAUUGGAUUCAAGGACCUUACAUUUAUGCUCUGUACAGACACUAUGGAUUUUCAUCCCAGGAAAUAGAUCGGCUGUUUGUGGCUGGGUAUGGGUCGAGUAUGGUCUUUGGGACUUUUGUCGGGUCGUUGGCUGAUAGAUUUGGUAGAAAGAAAAAUUGCCUUCUUUAUGCAUUUUUGUACAGCUUAUCUUGCAUUACAAAACACAUUCCAAGUUUUUCAGUCUUGUUUAUUGGUCGAAUUAUUAGCGGAAUAGCCACUUCUAUAUUGUGCAGUGCGUUUGAAUCCUGGCUCAUAUGUGAGCAUAACAAGAACAACUAUCCCAUGAAUAUGUUGUCGCCUGUUUUUUCAAGGGUCGUCAUUGGAAAUUCAUUGGUGGCAAUUGCAUCUGGAAUUGUUGCUCAGUUCUCUGUUGACUAUUUCGGCUAUGUGGCUCCAUAUGAUAUAGCAAUAAUUAUAUUGACGAUAAUGUCAAUACUCAUAUUCAUCCUAUGGGAUGAAAAUUAUGGUGAUGAGAAAAUAAACUAUUUUGUGUCUUUCCAAAAUGCCUUUCGUGCCAUCAAAAUAGAUGCGAAAAUUUGUUAUUUGGGUUUGGUGCAAUCUCUUUUUGAAGGAUCCAUGUAUACAUUUGUGUUGAAGUGGACGCCUUUUCUUACGAUUCAACAUCCUCAAGGUCAAAUACCACACGGUUUCAUUUUUGCAGCAUUCAUGGUUUCCAUAAUGACUGGUUCCUCGCUCUUCCGAGUUUUGUCAUCUCAUUUCAAAGUUGAGUCUUUCCUAAGAUUUGUCUUGUUGUUGUCAGCCUUCUGCUUGUCUGUUCCCAUCUUAUUACCGCAGAAUCAGUUGAUGGUAUACAUCAGCUUCAUUUUGUUUGAAUUAUGCGUUGGAAUUUUUUGGCCAUCGAUGUCCAUGAUGAGAGGCAGAUACCUGCCUGAAACAAACAGAGCAGCAAUUAUGAACAUAUUCAGGGUUCCUUUGAAUUUUUUUGUCGUGGUUACUCUAUUACAGAAUUUUCCCAUAAACGUAGUAUUUUCGUGUUGCGUAGUUUUCUUGACUCUUGCAGCGUUUUUCCAGGAUCGAAUGUACAGGUAA